Babjeviella inositovora NRRL Y-12698 is the source of this 906-nucleotide messenger RNA. RefSeq lists its product as uncharacterized. The coding region runs from base 1 to 906 and encodes 301 amino acids. The record is from RefSeq and is a predicted model, not a curated record. NCBI's taxonomy places the organism in Eukaryota, Fungi, Ascomycota, Pichiomycetes, Serinales. The transcript has a single exon.
AUGUCAUUCAGGGUCGGCUACGUGCCAGAACACUUUUCCACGCCCAUCCAGUUCGCUCAGACGCACCAGUAUUUUGCCCAGCAAGGCCUCACCGUGGAAUUGGUGCCAUUUCCGUCCGGCUCCGGGCACUUGAUCCAGUGCUUGGGCGAAAAGACCAUUGAUAUUGCCAUCGGCUUGACCGAGGCCUUUAUUGCGGGUACUGCCAAGGGUAAUGACACCUACAAAACCGUCGGGACGUACGUGUCUUCCCCGCUUUGUUGGGCAAUCAGCACUGGCGCCGCGCGCGCGGAGUUGACGCGUGCCUUGCAGUUGCAGGGCAAGAAGAUUGGUGUUUCGCGUAUCGGUUCCGGCUCCUACGUGAUGUCUUUUGUGCUUGCGUUGCAAUCCCAGUUUUCUACCCCGUACUACGCGGGUUUCCCGAUCUGCCACACCUUUAAGCACUUGAGAGACUCGGUCAACUUGGUCUCCACUGAGGUCGAGCACAGUGACGCAUUUAUGUGGGAGUACUUCACCUCAAAGAAGUAUUACGACUCUGGUGAAAUCAAGCAGAUCGGUGUGAUCUACACCCCGUGGCCAAGCUGGGUCAUCACCGCCCGAAGCGAUGUAGUGGACACUCAGAAAGAGGCCUUGCGGGGCUUCUUGAAAGCGCUCCAACAGGGGGUAACUCACUUCCAGGAGCACCAAGAGGAGGCGAUUGAGUACAUCCACCAGAAUUUGGACUAUUCUGAAAAGGACGCCAGAGCCUGGAUCAAGACGGUCAGGUUUAGUGAGAAUGUGGGUGCGGUUGACUGGGAGGCCGUGGUGACCAAGACUGCACAAGUGUUGACCACUGCCGGGGUAUUGACCGAUUCGAAAGAGGUAACUCAGGAGAGAUUGGAGGCGGGGGUGCUCAGGGCAGGGGUGUAG